GCUUCUCACUGUUCUGCCCCGGCGCGUGCUCUGCCCCGUCUGCUUUGUGUUGUCAGGCAGAAAGAACGACAGAGCAGCCAGGGUGGCGUGUGUCCUGAUACACGGGCAGCCCCAUCAGCGAGCAUACUAAACAGCAGCCAGUCCAUUUGUUUGUCCGUUCUGUAACACAUAGGCGUAAUUUCUGCAACAAUGUCGGUGGGUCUGGAGUCUGGAUUCUCAAGCGAGGAGGUCUUAAACAGCCGCUUCCCUCUCCAUCGGGCGUGCAGGGAUGGAGAUGUCGGUGCCUUGUGCUCCCUCCUACAGUGCACCUCAAACCCGGCUGACCUGACGGUGGAGGACACCUUCUACGGCUGGACGCCCAUACACUGGGGCGCUCAUUUCGGAAAGCUGGAGUGUGUGAUGCGUCUGGUCCAGGUGGGCUGUGGUGUGAAUGCGGUGACCUCCAGGUUUGCACAGACGCCCACUCACAUUGCUGCGUUUGGGGGCCACCCUGAGUGCUUGUUAUGGCUACUCCAAGCCGGUGCAGAUAUUAACAGACAGGACUAUGUGGGCGAGACGCCCAUCCAUAAGGCUGCUCGUGCGGGCAGUCUGGAGUGCAUCAACGCUCUCUUGAUUCAGGGAGCGAAAGCUGAUAUGAGGAAUGCCAGUGGGCUGACUGCUACUGACCUUGCCCACGCCCAGGGAUUCCAGGAGUGUGCUGAGAUUCUCUCCAAUGCCCAGAACUUCCAGCAAAACAUGGCUCAGUCCCACAACGGGGCUUUUCUGAAUGGCAUGACCCAGAACGGGGGCCACGCUCACCCCACUUUUCAGGGACGCAGCUUCUUGAACGGCGUCCCAAACAGAAAGAGGUCGUUCGAUGGCAUGGAAGCAAACCCAGUGAAGAAGGCAAGACCUAACGGUCUGGGCAUGCCACCAGAGUUCCUGAAUGGGAACAAGCCACUGGGUGGUGCUGGAGAGGCCCAGAUGGAAAGCAUGAACAUGGAGUUGGCAGCAACUGUAACCUCAGUGGCAGGCGAGAGACACAGUGAGGAUUUUUCCUUAAAUGGUCAGGAUCAACCACAGCGUCCCUUUGGGUGUGACCCUGCAGCAGACAUCGUCCAUGGCCAACUAAUCUACAGUGACUCACCUGAGAACCACAGCAAUGCAGGCAGCCAGGUGGAGCACCAAAAGUCUGUGAAAGCAGAGGAGUUAUAUGACCACGCCUUCUUCAGCACCAUGCUUCUUUACCAUGGAUCCUAAUGCCAAAGGAUCUAGUUACCAGGCUGUUUUUUUUUUUUUUUUUUUGCCUGGAUCUCAUAUAAGCCUAAACAAGCAUUAAUUUGCCUUAAAGCCAUUGAAUGGUCUUGUUUUUCAUGUGUAUUAUUAUUUCUUGGAGAAAGGAGCAGUCCCAUUGUUGUGGGUGUGUUGACAUUUGUGACUGGAAGUUGAUUUUGUUUGUGCUGUCUAAAAGGAAGUGAUUGUUUAGCUUACUGUUCGAUUAAAUUGUAAAUAGCCUGGUUCUGAUCAACAUUAAAGUAAGCAUCUGUAUUGAACCACUGCCAAUACAUUUAGUUUCUGUCUCACCUAGAGGGGUGAUUCCUCUAGAUGUUAAUAAAAACACAUGCAAGUGCAUCCCAUGUUACUCAUUACUAAUUAAAAACGUUUUGCAAAAGUUAAA
Messenger RNA from Acanthopagrus latus (yellowfin seabream), 1657 nucleotides. RefSeq names its product ankyrin repeat domain 10b (gene ankrd10b). The transcript has 6 exons. Gene Ontology annotation, molecular function: protein binding. The coding region runs from base 190 to 1239 and encodes 349 amino acids. The record is from RefSeq and is a predicted model, not a curated record. NCBI's taxonomy places the organism in Eukaryota, Metazoa, Chordata, Actinopteri, Spariformes, Sparidae.